AUGGGCUGGACCGUGUGCAAUGCCACCGCAGAGCAUCAGACGAUCUCGGAAACGGAUCUUUGGGAUGGCGGCAUUACCUUCCACUCCCUUAGCUUGAUCGUCGGCGGCGUAUGUGCCCUGCUGGCCUGCCUCGUCUCCAUCUUCCUGAUUAUGGGUCAUGCGACACAUUAUAGCAAGCCCAUACACCAGCGCCACAUUAUUCGCAUUCUAUUUAUGGUACCCGUCUACUCCAUCGUCGCCUGGCUCAGUAUCCUCUUCUACAAUGAUUCCGUCUAUUUCGAGGUCAUCGGUGACUGCUACGAAGCCUUCUGUAUCUCCGCCUUCUUCUCCCUAAUGUGCCACUACAUUGCCCCCGACCUACAUAGUCAGAAGGACUAUUUCCGUAGAAUUCAGCCUAAGGCGUGGCUGUGGCCGUUGAGUUGGUUCCAGAGCUGGAAGUGUUGUUUCGGACACCGCGGGGCGUGGAGAAACCCGCGCAGUGGGUUGACGUGGUUUAACAUUAUCUGGGCUGGUGUUUUCCAGUACUGCGUCAUGCGGGUUUUGAUGACCAUCGUCUCGGUCAUCACACAAGCCACAGGUACCUAUUGUGAAGAGUCGCUAAGUCCGGCCUUUGCGCAUAUUUGGGUUCUCGUCAUCGAGGCUGUCUGCGUCACCAUCGCCAUGUACUGCCUGAUUCAGUUUUACCUCCAGAUUAACAAGGACAUCGCGGAGUACCAUCCCUUCGCGAAGAUUUUAUCCAUUAAGCUGGUGAUCUUCUUGUCAUUUUGGCAAUCGACGUUCAUCAGUCUACUCAUCUCUAGCGGAGCAGUGAGCGCAACCAAAAAGGUUGCGAUUCAGGAUCUAAAGUAUGCUUUGCCGGAGUUGAUGAUCAACAUUGAAAUGUUUCUCUUCUCUAUCAUGCACCUAUGGGCCUUCUCCUGGAAGCCCUAUGCCAUUACCAACGCGAAUCAAGGCGAAGUGAGCGACUUCUUCGGCAACGGCAAAGCAACCUAUGAGGGUGGCCGCUACGGCAUGAGAGCCCUGGUUGAUGCAAUGAAUCCUCUUGAUCUGUUCAAAGCAGUUGGUCGCAGUGUGCGUUGGCUCGCCGUUGGACGCAAGCACCGUAUGGAGGAUCCCAGCUAUCAGGCACACCACGAGAGCAUUGGCCUUGAGCCCCCGGACGCUGGAGUCGUAACCAAUGCAACGGCAUACACAGGUGCUGCCGUGGUGCCUGGUGGCCGAACAACUCGUUACGCCGCAGACGAGGAAGGCGAGAUUCUCCUCGCUAAUGCGCAGUCUAACCCCGAGGCUGCACACCUGGGCACUUCACCGUACGCAUCCGAUUCUGAUAGUUACAUGCAUGAGCAUGAGAAUCCGGGCCGCUUCUACAAUAAUGACACCGCCUCUUCCUACGACGAUCUCGACCACCGCAACCCGUACCUUGCACAACAUGACGCACAACACCUCUACCCAGCCGAUGGUCCCCUCCGCGAAGCAGUCCCCAUGCCAAUGCCAGAUCCAUAUCGGCCACCACCACCCUAUCCCGAUGAUCAUCACUCAUGA
Molecule: messenger RNA, 1542 nt
Organism: Penicillium maclennaniae
Lineage: Eukaryota; Fungi; Ascomycota; Eurotiomycetes; Eurotiales; Aspergillaceae
Product: OSTA/TMEM184 family protein
Exons: 6
Coding region: 1-1542 (513 amino acids)
Biological process (GO): transport
Molecular function (GO): transporter activity
Source: RefSeq, a predicted model, not a curated record